Messenger RNA from Closterium sp. Naga37s-1, 1932 nucleotides. The record is from the annotation of a GenBank genome assembly. NCBI's taxonomy places the organism in Eukaryota, Viridiplantae, Streptophyta, Zygnematophyceae, Desmidiales, Closteriaceae.
AUGGAAAAGGGCCGAGUGGUUGUCUUGGACAAUGGAGGAGCCACGUGCAAGAUAGGCUUCGGAGGGGAGGCGGAACCGGUGAAGGUCAUACCUAACUUCGUGGCUAAAGCCAAGAGCCUGAAACGGCCUUUUGUUGCUGACCUAGUCGACACGUGUCCAGACAUCAAGGGUUUGGGCGUGCUGAGGCCCGUUGACCGGGGCUACGUGGUCAACUGGGACCUACAGCGAACCAUCUGGGACCGAGCCUUCUCCGGUAUUCUCAAGGUACAACCGUCCAGCACGUCCCUAUUGGUAUCAGAGCCGCUCUUCAGCCUGCCGGGCAUCCAGCGCAGCAUGGCGGAACUCGCCUUCGAGCACUUUGCCUUCCGCUCCUACCUCCCCGUUCCCUCCCCCAUGCUUGCAUACCGCCAUGAGUCAUCGGUGCUCCGUGACUCACCACCAGCACCACCAAUGCCAUCAUUACUUGCCACGUCAUCAGCCGUUGCUGCCAGCUCAGCAAUGGCGCUGGAGGCGGGCUGUGGCGUGGUGGUGGAUGCUGGCUUCUCCUUCACGCAUGCCGUGCCAAUUUGGAACAACAGACCGCUGCUGCAGGCUGUCAGGCGCAUGAACGUGGGCGGCAAGGCACUGACGAAUGUGUUGAAGGAGGCGGUGUCGUACCGCGCAUGGAACAUGAUGGACGAGACACUCAUCAUGGACCAUGCCAAGGAGCAACUGUGCUUCGUCUCGCUCUUCCCCACGCGCCACCUCCCGUUAGCCAGGAAACGGGAUGUCAGCAACAUAUUCCGGGCAGAGUACUUGCUGCCCGACGGGGUCACUCUUCUGCGCGGGCAGGUGAAAGACCGCACAGCAGCGAUGCAGGCAGUGAAGGCCCAGGAGGACCUGUGGGAGCAACAUAUGGCUGAGGAGGUGGAGGAGGUUGAGGAGGCAAGGGGAACGAGAGGGAGGAAACGAGGUGGGGCUUUGCUAGAGGGUAGGACGAGGCGAGGGAGCGAUGGGGUGGGUAGCGGGGAGGAAGACAGGGAGAUGGGGAGGAAGAGAGAGAGAAGCGGGUGGGAAGGGGAGCGGGGGGAUGAGGAGGGAGGACGGAGGCAGCAGCAAGGUGGCAGGGGUGGGGGUGGUGGGGUUGCUGGUGGGGAUGAUGAUGAUGAGGAAGACGAGGAGGACGAUGAGGACUGGGAUGAGAAAAAAGGGCGAGGCAAGGCCAAAGGUGGUGCUACUGCUGCCGGUAGUGGUGGUGGUAACAGUGGUGGUGCUGGUGCUGCCGGUAGUGGUGGUGGUAACAGUGGUGGUGCUGGUGGAGGGGCGUGUGUUGUGAUGCCGCCACCAGCCAACAUCAGAGGUGCUGCUGGUGGUGGUGGUCCGGGCAGCAGAACUGGAGGAAGCAGCAGCGAGCAGCCGGGGGCUCUUCCACUUCCUUUGACGCGCCUCAACUCCCUUCCCCCUGCUGGUUUUCCUGCUUUCUUCCUGCUUGCCCAUCACCAGGAGCUAUCACUGGCAUCGGAACGCUUUAUGGUGCCAGAGGGCCUCUUCCAUCCCUCCGACCUGGGAAUGGGCCAGGCAGGGCUGGCAGACACCAUGGUGGCGGCUGUGAGCGCUGCUCCUCGAGUCAUCCACCCCCUGCUUCCCUCCACCCCGUCUGCCCCCCUCUUGCUGCCAGGUGUCAGCCAGGCAGGCCUCGCAGAGUCAAUAGUGGCGGCUGUGACUGCUGCUCCUCGAGUCAUCCACCCUCUGCUCUACUCAAACAUUGUACUGGUGGGCGGCAGCUGUCAGUUCCCAUUCUUCAAAGAGCGGCUGGCAUUGGAGUUGCGACCCCUUGUGCCCGACUCACUACCCAUUAACAUCUCUCUCUCCCAAAGUCCCGUUCCAUCAACUCGGGGGUAUGUUGCAUACCCGUUCCCUGCAGAUUCGCAUGCAAGGUGCAUGAUCCCCUGA